AGUCUGAAGCUGCAGCUGAGCAGAAAAUCCCAAGGUGAUGCCGACAUCCUCUGUCAGAGGAGAACAGGACGGAGCCUUGGUUCCAGCUCUUUUGUUGUUUUAUUGCUUAAAUGGGACAGAACUGAGAUUUUUGGUGGAUCUGGGGACAAACCACUGCUCUGGAGGUGGAGGAUUUGCUGUUUUUUGCAUCACUGAGACCCAAACAUGAAUUCAGCUGAACAAACAGUAACGUGGCUCAUUACGCUGGGGGUUCUGGAGUCUCCAAAGAAAAGCAUCUCGGAUCCAGAAGCUUUCCUCCAGGCGUCUCUGCAGGAUGGAGUGGUGCUGUGCAGGCUGCUGGAGCGCAUCAGACCCGGGACAGUGGAUAAAGUUUUCCAGGAACCGAGGAGCGACGGCGAGAUUCAGAGGAACAUUAACGAGUUUAUUAGAGGCUGCGCGGCUUUCGGAGUGGAGCCUUUUGAGGUCAGCGACCUGCUGCAGGGGCAGAACUUCUCUAAAGUCCUAAACUCCUUGGUUGCCCUUAACAAAAACACUGAAGACAUCUCCGGAGACGGCACAUGUGCACCACACUCCCCAAGUCCUAGAAUCAAGUCAUUUGACUCUCUCAACACUCAGGCUUGCCCCUCUAAAGUGCUGCAGCAUCAGUACCGCAGCUUGGACAUGUCCGAUGGCAAUGGGUGUGGCCUGCCACUGGUCAAAGCGCGUUUUGCCUUCCACCAGAACAAUGAGGACGAACUCUCCUUCUCCAAGGGUGACAUCAUCAGUGUGACCAGGCAGGAGGAUGGGGGCUGGUGGGAAGGCUCGCUGAAUGACAAGACGGGGUGGUUCCCUAGUAACUAUGUACGGGAGCUGAAGAGAAACGACAAAACAACAGAGAAGCAAAAGUCUGGAACCCUAAAGAGUCCACCCAAAGGCCUCGACGUCGCCAUCAUCAGUAAAACAUAUUAUAAUGUGGUCCUCCAGAACAUCCUGGAAGCGGAGAGCGAAUAUUCCAGAGAGCUCCAGACUCUCCUGGGUUCAUACCUUCGCUCUCUUCACCCCACAGACAGACUCAGCGGCGUGGACAUCAGCCACAUUCAGGGAAACCUGGAAGAGAUCUCCACCUUCCAGCAGAUGCUGGUUCAGUCUUUGGACGAACAAACAAAACUCCCGGAGAACCAGCAGAGGAUCGGGGGUUUCUUUGUGAGCCUGAUGCCCCAGAUGAAGACCGCAUAUGUGGCCUACUGCUCCAAUCACCCCUCUGCGGUCCACGUCCUCACGCAGCACAGGGAGGAGCUGGAGGCAUACAUGGAGUCGAAGGGGGCGUCCAGUCCCGGGUGCUUGACCCUGACUGUGAGUCUGAGUAAACCCUUCACCAGACUGGAGAGGUACCCGGCGCUGCUGAGGGAGCUGGAGAGACACAUGGACGAGCAGCAUCCUGACAGAGCGGACCUGAACGCCGCCAUGGCCGCCUUUAAAAACCUGGAGGCCGAGUGUCGGGAGGUGAGGAAGAAGAAGGAGACGGAGCUGCAGAUUUUAACAGAGCCAAUCAGGAACUGGGAGGGAGAUGACAUCAAAACGCUCGGCCCGAUUCUCCACAUGACCCUGGUGAAGGUUCACACUCAGACUAGUCAGGAGUCAAACGAGCGCUACCUCAUCCUUUUCCCUCACACUCUGCUGCUGCUCUCUGCUAACCUGAGAAUGAGUGGCUUCGUCUACCAGGGGAGGAUCCCGCUGUCCGGAAUGCUCAUCUCCAGAAUUGAAGAUGGAGAAAAAAUGAAGAAUGCUUUUGAAAUAUCUGGCGCUCCGUGUGAGCGGGUCCAGGUGGCCUGCAGCAGUCAGCGGGAUCUGCAGGACUGGCUGGACCUUCUCACCAAACACACACACACGACCCCCCCACACUCACGCAAACCCCAGGCUCCGUGUCACACGCUGCCCUCCCACUCCAUCACUCCCUUCAGACUCUCGGAGACUCGUGGAGUCAACAGUGGAAACGUUUACCACACUCUGCCUCAUCUUCCCUCCUACACUACGAGUCAGAAUAACAGCCCCGUGUGGGGACCCCUGGAGCCUCCGAGCACCCCUAAACCCUGGACUCUGAGCUGCCUCCGACCUGCUCCUCCUCUCAGACCCUCUGCUGCUCUGUGCAUCAAGGAGGAUAAAAACAAGAAGAAGUUUCCACCCAUCAGGAAACCGGAGCGGAAACCUUCAGAAGAAGACUUCAGCGCUAGAAAGAGCACAGCGGCUCCGGAGGAGGACGCUCAGAUACUUAAAGUGAUCGAGGCUUACUGUACGAGCGCCAAGACUCGUCAGACUCUCAACUCUACCUGGCAAGGAACCGACCUCAUGCACAACCACGUGCUCGAUGAGAACAGCCUCGCUGUGGCUGGGUGUUCUGGCAACGUUCAGUGUUCUGACCUAUCAGAAGACUCGGAUUAUGACAGUAUCUGGACUUCCCAGAGUCACAGGACCGCCUCGUUUUCUCGUUCCAGCAGGAAGGACGUUCAGAUGUUGUUUCCAGAGGAGGAGAAGAUCAUAGUAGAAGAAACCAGAAGCAACGGACAGACCGUGGUGGAGGAGAGGAGUCUGGUGGACACGGUCUACAGUCUCAGAGACGAGGUUCAGAAGCUCAAACAGGACAACAAGGGGUUAAAGAGGACGCUGGAGGAAGAACAGCAAGCUAGAAAAGAGCUGGAGAGGAUUGUCCGGAGAGUCCUGAAGAACAUGAACGACCCAACCUGGGAUGAGACUAAUCUCUGAAAUCACCACAGAUCCUGAUAUCCAAGUGACCAAAUGACUAGUUCCUCUCAAGCUCCAUGGACAGAAGCUGCCGGUAGUUUGCGCCACUUUUCAGCGUGUCAAAUCCUCUAAGCUGUAACCCUCAGAGACUUGUGCCAAACGGUGGACCAAGUGGAAACUCCUGCCUGCUACCAGCAAACACAUCGGAUCAUAAAGUUGGUGGGACACGGACGCCACUACUUUACUCCUCCUUCCAGGGCUGGUUUAGUCUCGUCCCAGUGCAUAAAUAAGCAGGUUCAACAUUUCCAAGAUAUGUCGGAGAAGAUUUAAAUCUCUGUGAAACUUUAAGUAAAAGAUGAAGGCAUUAUUUAAAAUAAUCCCAAUGAUUGUCAAGAAACCUCAGGGCUUAACAAGGCAGCAAUCAUUCCCCACUCAUCCAUCUCAAAUUUCACAAUAAAAGCAGAAUCUGAAGGUGCUCCAGACUUUAUACUGAAGGUCUCGUAGCUCUUGGUUCACAGGUAGACUUCUACAUGACUGUCUGGUUUAUGUUCUUAUUCUUUUGCUCAUCAACGGCUGAUGAAGAUGGAGAAAAGAAAAGCAUAACAGACUUUAAAAUUCAAAAACAAACAAGAGGCUUCGUGUUACAAUGAUAGUGGAAAAGAUUAAGGACUGAAAAAUGGGAGAUGUUUAUUUAACUAAAGCGAGAAAUUAACGAGCUUGUGGUAGCCUGGAUAAAAUCAUUAUUAUAAUAAAAACUCCUGUAAAGAUGGUAUAAACUCAGCUCUAUCAUUUAGGCACUUUAAACAACCGGCAGGUUUUGGUGUAUAUAGUCUCUGGAUUGUUUAUUGAAGCCAUAAAAACAGCUCACGUCAGGCUAAAGGUCAGCUCAGUGAAUUUUUCUUUUCAGGAACCCAAAACACGUGAAAUGCGUGUUUUAUGAUGUCAAAUGCAGCCUGUUGUAGGAUUUCCUACGUUUUAUAUUUGUUUUUUACUGUGACUUUUUACUUUGUAAAACUUCUGCUUGACCGGGCGCAUCGCAGCAGAAGCGAUUUAAUCAGGAAACAUCUUCAGAUGUGCCAUUAGGAGAAACAUUCCUCUGCUAAAUCCUCCAGCAUUAAGUUGUGAACCACUAUUUUGUUAGUGCUAAAAUGAAAGGAUCUGUGAAUCUGACUGCAUCUAGUGCUAACCUGUUAUAAGUUACUCACUCAGAUUUUAGGAUGAUGAAUACAGUAGUUACCAUGACAACAGUUGUCCCCUCUUAUUUAUUUCAGCUGUGUGUCUCCUGGUGAAUAAAACGUUGAGUCAAA
Messenger RNA from Nothobranchius furzeri (turquoise killifish), 4025 nucleotides. RefSeq names its product Rho guanine nucleotide exchange factor (GEF) 7b (gene arhgef7b). Lineage: Eukaryota; Metazoa; Chordata; Actinopteri; Cyprinodontiformes; Nothobranchiidae. Gene Ontology annotation, biological process: lamellipodium assembly. Gene Ontology annotation, cellular component: lamellipodium; cytoplasm. Gene Ontology annotation, molecular function: protein binding; guanyl-nucleotide exchange factor activity. The record is from RefSeq and is a predicted model, not a curated record.